AUGAAAUGGAACGGGAUAAAGCAUAACAUGAAGACAUAUUCAAUGUUGAUUAACGGAUUUAUAAAGCUAAAAGACUGGGCUAAUGCAUUUGCAAUAUUUGAUGAAAUACUGGUGCCAGGGAUUACACCAAAUGAGCAUACAUAUACAACAAUCAUGCAUGGUUAUGCAUCAUUAGGUGACACUGGAAAAGCAUUUGAGUAUUUCUCUAUACUUAAAAAUGAAGGAUUGGAUGUUGAUGUGUUCACAUAUGAGGCUUUACGUAAAGCUUGUUGUAAAGCUGGAAGGAUGCAAAGUGCUUUAGCAGUUACUAAAGAAAUGCAUUCCCGAAAAAUCCCAAGAAAUACUAUUGUUUACAACAUACUUAUAGAUGGAUGGGCUAAAAGGGGAGAUGUUUGGGAAGCAGCUGAUUUAAUGCAACAAAUGAAGCAAGAAGGGGUUCAACCUGAUAUCUGGACUUACACAUCUUUCAUCAAUGUUUGUUGUAAAGCUGGAGAUAUGCUUAGAGCAGGGAAAACAAUGAAGGAAAUGGAGGCAGUGGGAUGGAACCCUAAUUUGAAAACCUACACAACCCUAAUCCAUGGGUGGGCCCGGGCUUCACUUCCUGAAAAAGCUUUAAAGUGCUUUGAGGAUAUGAAAUCUGCGGGAUUAAAACCUGAUGGAGUUGUCUACCAUUGUUUGAUGAGAUCGUUGUUAUCAAGAGCUUCAGUAGCAGCUGAAGACUAUAUUUACUCGGGUGUUCAACACAUCUGUGCUGAAAUGGUGGAAUCGGGUUUAACGGUUGAUAUGGGGACAGCUGUCCACUGGGCCCGCUGUUUAAGGAAGAUUGAAAGAGGUGGUGGUGAUAUCAUGAAGCACUUCAGAAGACGUUCCUGCCUGAUUGGAAUGCUUGAUGAAAUUUAUGGGGUGGAGGUUAGUGGUGAUGAUGAUGAUGAUGAUGAUGGGGAUUUUGAUUGA
Messenger RNA from Lactuca saligna, 954 nucleotides. The record is from the annotation of a GenBank genome assembly. NCBI's taxonomy places the organism in Eukaryota, Viridiplantae, Streptophyta, Magnoliopsida, Asterales, Asteraceae.